GAUUUGUUCAUGUUAAAAAUGUACGAAGUUUUGUACUGAUAUCUGAGAUAUGGAGCAGGCUAUGGAGGUAUUCAGAUCCUAUUGAUUACAUAUUAUUACGAUCAAGCAGAUCUAUUAUACAGAAACAGUUGCCUCUUUAUCAGUAAACUCAAACGAAGGACAUUAUGUCACGAUUUAAGGAAUGCAUGUUGUUGUCAACAAUUGUUUUCUGCUUCGUUCAUGUUUGGUUAAACCUGUCAAUUUCAACAAAUGUAUUUGCACCAUUUCAAUCAAGAAAACAUCAUGACAUAACAACAGAACUCAAACGGAUGCAGAAUGUGUUUAAUAAAUGCAGUCCUAAGCAAACGAUUGUGUUCUUGAAAACCCACAAAACCGGAAGCACAACUCUCGCAAGGAUUAUUGAACUAUAUGGUUACAGAAAUUCUCUCGCCUUUGUAAGGAAAAUAGGAGAAAGUGGAUCUAUACAUUAUGGAAACCGGAGAUUUAACAAAACGUCUCAUCACACGUUUCUUCCGCCACCAAACGUAACCAGAGGAAAUUACACGAAUUACAAAUACAAUAUAUUUACUUUACAUGUUCGUUAUGAUCGUAAAAUAAUAGAUGGAUUUAUGAACGAAGAUCCCAUCUACAUAACGCUGCUGAGAGAGCCAUCAAAGCAAUUUGAAUCGGCUUUUGUAUUCUUUAACAAAGGAAAACUAAUCAAACUGCCACGAAAAUAUAGGCGUAAUCGUACUUUGAUAAAUAAUAGAAAAAUGACACGAUUUCUUGUAAAUCCUAAAAAAUACCCUAAAUUAGUAUCUAGCAGAUUUAUUAAUAAUGACCAGAUAUUUGAUCUUGGCCUAAAUACUCAGUAUGUUUUGAAUGAUAAGGUUGUAAAUAAAACAAUUGCUAAAAUAAAUGAAGAUAUGGAUCUUGUACUUAUAAACGAAUACUACGACGAAUCUCUAGUACUGCUAAGCAAAAUACUUUGUUGGAGUUUUGAAGAUUUAGUGUAUCUUCCUAUGAACGAAAGGCCCGACUCCCAAGUUGCAAUGUCCAAGAAUUUGCGUCAGAAAGCUCGUGAAUGGAAUCACGCUGACACAAUGCUGUAUAACUUCUUCGUAGAACGAUUAAAAGAACGCUUCAUUGAAUAUGGGCCGUCGUUCGAGGAGGACCUUCGGCGAUUCCGUAACAUGACGGCGGAAUUACGCCGUAGUUGCGUAGGUGGACAAGUUGUCAAAGGUCGUCGUAAGGCGUACACACCUACUACAAAUAAUAGUGGUGUAUGCCAAUUUUAUACCGAGGACCCAAGUAAAAUGGAUGAGCGUAUAAGGAAACGAAUGGGAGCCAGGAUACAUAGUAGUGUUAAUCAUGGAUUCCAGAAAACGCAGACUAAGAAAAAAAAACAGGUUAGGCAAAAAAAGUUAAUAAAAAAAGUAAGAAUGAUACACCGAAUUAGCCGGUAGAUUUCUGCGUACGUCUACAUGUGGAAGUACAGUAUCCCUGUUCUUAACUUAGUUGAUGGAUCCCCUUUUCGAAGGAGCACUUGUUAAUACUAAUAAUAAUAAUAAUAAUAAUAAUAACAAUAUGAAUAUUGUGGUAAGUCAUGUAUUAAGAAUUAGAAUGAAAGAGUGAUAGUGUAAUGAGUUGUGACGGAUUUCCCCCAAGCAAUGGAAAGCCGGGCUUUUUAUAGUGGAAGCAAGAAUAUUAAAGUAGUCUGAAUUAGGUGUUUUUUUUUUUUUUGCAUUUAACAGAGUUUUGAAGAUUCUGAAAAAUGUUUGAUGACUAGUAAGCUAAGUGCUCAUUUGGCCGUGUUUCUAGGUGUCUGUCGGUCUCACCAUAUAGGCCUAUACGAAGUUACACUCCUCGCAAUUAAAUUUGUAGGCACACGGGCUCGGAGAUUAAUUGGGACAUAGUCUUUUACAUUAAAAAAAAAAAGAUAAUUUAUAUGAUUUAAAAGCAAGUUUAACAUUAAUAUUAGCAGAAAUAUUUUUUCUACCAUAAAGUUGAUUUUUGUUAGAAAUCAGGGGCGGAUCCAGAAAUUUUCAAACGACGGGGCACAGCAGUUUCAGAAGAGAUAAGUGAGUAGCACAUAACAUUAAUAUGCAUUGAAAUGUCUAAUUGUGCCCACGUACCCCCAACCGAAUGCGCCCCUGAGCAAUAGUUGAAUAAUGGUGUUAAGGUUGAAAUAAGAAGGUUGUGUUUUAGAAGGAUUUCAAAUGGUGGGCGAUAGUUUUCUGUUCAGAGGGUUAUGUAUUAUUUUAUUAAUUAAUUAUAUCGGAUAACAAUUUUUUUAAAGUAAAUAUAAGUUUUCCUAAAUCUUUAUGAAAACUUAUCCAUGUAUUAUUAAGUUUAAAUGUACGAUCUAUUAGGGUGCGUAGAUGUCUAAAUUUAAAGGCAUGUGACGUAAAUCUAUGGAAAUUAGUUAACAAGUCGAUAUAUGUGUUUUUAUGAUUGACUGAGGCUAUGGUCAGAGUUAUCUAGAAGAAUGUCAAGGAAGGGUAAUUUUUCGUUGUAAUCCUUUUCCAUGGUGAAUCCUAGCUAACUUCUUCACGGGACAACAUAAACAAUUUUAGCUAAAACUCGUCCACUGGUGCACCUGUUCGUUUUUACCGACAUAAUGUUGACAAUGUUUUUUGAUGCCAACAUUUUUUCGAUUUAAUAACCCAUCAAUUAGAUUCACAAGGAGAAAGUACAACAAAAAAUUACCAAUCCUUGACUAUAUGAGCUGAUUCUGCGUCGGUCAAUGUAUUAUUAGUUCAAAAUUCAGUGAUUA
Molecule: messenger RNA, 2755 nt
Organism: Anneissia japonica
Lineage: Eukaryota; Metazoa; Echinodermata; Crinoidea; Comatulida; Comatulidae
Product: galactosylceramide sulfotransferase-like
Exons: 4
Coding region: 165-1445 (426 amino acids)
Biological process (GO): glycolipid biosynthetic process
Cellular component (GO): membrane
Molecular function (GO): galactosylceramide sulfotransferase activity
Source: RefSeq, a predicted model, not a curated record